Messenger RNA from Maudiozyma barnettii, 1638 nucleotides. It is a transcript of the gene CCT6, whose product is annotated as chaperonin-containing T-complex subunit CCT6. The transcript has a single exon. The record is from RefSeq and is a predicted model, not a curated record. Gene Ontology annotation, cellular component: chaperonin-containing T-complex. Gene Ontology annotation, biological process: protein folding. NCBI's taxonomy places the organism in Eukaryota, Fungi, Ascomycota, Saccharomycetes, Saccharomycetales, Saccharomycetaceae. The coding region runs from base 1 to 1638 and encodes 545 amino acids. Gene Ontology annotation, molecular function: ATP hydrolysis activity; ATP binding; ATP-dependent protein folding chaperone.
AUGUCAUUGCAAUUAUUGAAUCCUAAUGCUGAAUCUUUGAGGAGAGAUGCCGCCUUGAAGGUAAAUGUCACCUCUGCUGAAGGUUUACAAUCUGUCCUAGAAACCAACCUUGGUCCAAAAGGUACUUUGAAGAUGUUGGUUGAUGGUGGUGGAAACAUUAAAUUGACCAAAGAUGGUAAAGUCUUGCUAACAGAGAUGCAAAUCCAAUCUCCAACCGCUGUGUUGAUCGCUAGAGCUGCUGCCGCUCAGGAUGAAAUUACAGGUGAUGGUACCACUACCGUUGUAUGUUUAGUUGGUGAGUUACUGAGACAAGCUUAUAGAUAUAUCCAAGAAGGUGUCCACCCAAGAAUUAUAACCGAUGGGUUUGAAAUUGCCAGAAAGGAGGCUCUAGAACAUUUAAACAAUUUUCAAAUGAGAGAUGUUAACUUAGACAGAGAAUUUCUGCUGCAAGUUGCAAGAUCUUCUUUAUCUACUAAAGUGAAUCCUGAAUUAACCGAGGUUCUUGCUCCUAUCGUCACUGAUGCAGUAUUGAAUGUUCAGAACACAGAGACAAAUUCUUUGGAUCUACAUAUGGUGGAAAUAAUGCAAAUGCAACAUUUAUCUCCAAAGGAUACUACUUUUGUAAAAGGUCUAGUGUUAGACCACGGUGGUAGACAUCCAGAUAUGCCUACAAGAGUAAAGAACGCUCAUGUCUUGAUCCUGAAUGUUUCCCUAGAGUACGAAAAGACGGAGGUUAAUUCUGGUUUCUUUUACAGUUCCGCUGAUCAAAGAGAUAAACUAGCGACAAGUGAACGUAAGUUUGUGGAUGAAAAAUUGAAAAAAAUUAUUGAUUUGAAGAAUGAGGUGUGUGGGAUGGAUCCAGAACAAGGCUUUGUGAUUGUUAACCAAAAGGGUAUUGAUCCAAUGUCUCUAGAUAUCCUAGCCAAACAUAACAUCCUUGCAUUAAGAAGAGCCAAGAGACGUAAUAUGGAAAGAUUACAGUUAGUGACAGGGGGUGAAGCUCAAAACUCUGUCGACGAUCUAUCACCACAAGUAUUAGGUUUCUCAGGUUUGGUCUAUCAACAGACCAUCGGAGAAGAAAAAUUCACUUAUGUGACUGAAAAUAGGGACCCAAAAUCUUGUACAAUCUUAAUCAAAGGAUCUACUCAUUAUGCAUUAAACCAAACUAAGGACGCUGUCAGGGACGGUCUGAGGGCCGUAGCGAAUGUUCUAAAGGACAAAGCUGUCAUCCCAGGUGCCGGUUCUUUCUUUAUUGAUGUCUCUAACCAUCUAUCCAGAAGCAACAUGAACAGACUUGGUGCAAAGGGUAAGACCAAGACCGGUGUUGAAGCUUUUGCUGAGGCCAUGCUAGUUGUUCCAAAGACCCUGGUGAAAAACUCUGGGUUUGACCCAUUAGAUGUCCUAGCAAUGUGUCAGGAUGAAUUAGACGAUAUUGACCCAACGGAGGAUGGUCCUCGUAGAUAUGUUGGUGUCGAUCUAAACAUUGGUGAUUCCUGUGAUCCAACCAUCGAAGGUAUUUGGGAUUCAUACCGUGUGGUUAGAAAUGCUAUCAAUGGUGCCGCUGGUAUUGCUAGUAAUUUAUUACUUUGCGAUGAAUUACUAAGAGCUGGUAGAUCAACCUUAAAGGAUGGUCAAUAG